Cladophialophora carrionii CBS 160.54 is the source of this 771-nucleotide messenger RNA. RefSeq lists its product as uncharacterized. The record is from RefSeq and is a predicted model, not a curated record. The coding region runs from base 1 to 771 and encodes 256 amino acids. Lineage: Eukaryota; Fungi; Ascomycota; Eurotiomycetes; Chaetothyriales; Herpotrichiellaceae. The transcript has a single exon.
AUGGUGCCUCUGGCUGCUCUUAUUAUCCUCAGCACGGUAGGACUUUUCGCCACAGGCACAUUCAUCUUCGCAAUAUACUACACGACCAAGACCAGACUAGACGCAAGAAGACUGCAGAACCUCGAAGCAAAGCAAGAACUACAUACCCCACUUAGGGAAACAGCAGCAGAGCCUGGCCUCAACUCUAGAAGUGGCACGCCACGACCACCGCGUCCACCGACGCCUGAAGCAGAGUUUCCACCUCCGCUCCCAGAUGACCUAGUGAAGCAGACAACUGGUAAAGAUAGUACCGUAAUAGCCCGAGCAGAGACACCACACCCAUUCUUCCUCCCCCCAACAACUUAUCGGCAUACAACUCCGCCACCACAAAGCUCUCUCCGACCGCCUACCCCGGGAGCUGAGUACCCGCCACCCUUACCACAAGACUUCCCUGGCCGGGCAGUCUCUCCUUUACCACCUCACUCCCCUCUUCUUCCUCCUGCUCCCUCCCUCUCACCGCCGACUAAGGGUCCACCCAGAGCGAGAUCCAGGAGCAGAGGCAGGAACCCAAACCCGCGCCCACCUUGCCCCACAGCCAAAGACAGACCAGACAGCAUGCACGAGAUUUAUGAUAUUUACAGUCAACUGCCUCCUACGCCAAAGGCUACACCCAAGAGUGCCCCAUCGAUGGUCACGACGUUCGCGCAAGCGGAGAGCAAGUGGGCUUAUUUUGGGGAAAAGAGGGCGGAAAGUCAGACGAGGGGAAGGGAAGUGAAAGUGAACAUGGUGUGA